AGUUCCAGGUCAGCCUCUUGUUCAGGAGCUGCAUGGGUCAUCACAGAUCCUCCUGGCACUCUGCUCUCGAUGAUUCACACUGCCUGCCGGACUCGUUUUAAUCAUUUUGUUUCGCAUGCUUUUUCUUUUCUCUCUCGCUCUCUUUUUUAUUUUAUUUAUUUGUUUUAUUUAUAGCGACAAAGCACAGAAAAGUUCUCAAAACAGGACAGCGCUGUGCGAGCGUCGACUCUUGGGGGUUAGUAGGAGUGGGAAACUGAUACGUGACGUUUUUUUCACUCGAUUACAGUUGAAUGGGCUGGGUGAAACGACACAGACACACCUCUCCUGUUCUUUUGGUACGGACGCGCUAUCGCUUGCCCGGACUGUGCUCAGUGCUUGUCCUCCGCUCUACGGGCACUGAUGGGGGCGAUUUAGGUGGAGCUGGCUUCACUGGAAUUCUCGGUCAUCUUUUCCUGUUGUGCCGCAUCAGACACCUCCUGCUCAAUGACAGCCUAGAUCUGGGAUUACCGGGCUACGAAGGACUACCAUCUGGCUCCUCUGACCUAGAACAGUUUUGUCUUUCUUCGUAUUCUUCUUAAAUAUGCAUUUAUGAUUUAGGCUGGAAGUUCCCAUUCUUCAGACAUGUCUCAGCGAUGUAAAUCGUGGCGAAAUCCAUCGAUAGCUGACCAGCUUCCCUGGAUUUCGCUGACAACACCGCUUCACUUGGACUGAAGAUGGAAACGCUGGAGUCGGAGCUGACCUGCCCUAUCUGUCUGGAGCUCUUUGAAGACCCCCUGCUGCUGCCCUGCGCCCACAGCCUGUGUUUCAGCUGCGCUCACCGUAUCCUGGUCUCCCACUGCGCCUCCAACGAGCCCGUGGAGUCCAUCAGCGCUUUCCAGUGCCCCACCUGCCGUUAUGUCAUCACCCUCAGCCCCAGGGGCCUAGAGGGACUCAAGCGCAACGUCACCCUUCAGAACAUCAUCGACCGCUACCAGAAGGCCUCGGCGAGCGGGCCCAACUCCCCCAGCGAGACGCGGCGCGAGCGCCCCCCCUUCGACGGCACCGCCAUGAGCGCUCCCAGCGAGCGCGUGCAGUGCCAGUUCUGCGAGCAGGACCCGCCCCAGGAGGCAGUGAAGACCUGCGUCACCUGCGAGGUGUCCUACUGCGAGGAGUGCCUGAGGGCCACGCACCCCAACAAGAAGCCCUUCACGGGCCACCGGCUCACCGAGCCCCUCCCGGACGCCCACCUGCGCGGGCUCACCUGCCUGGAGCACGAGGACGAGAAGGUGAACAUGUACUGCGUCACCGACGAGCAGCUCGUCUGCUCCCUGUGCAAGCUGGUGGGCAGGCACCGCGACCACCAGGUGGCCUCCCUCAGCGACCGCUACGAGAAGCUGAAGCAAGCGUUGGAUUCAAAUCUCAGCUGCCUCAUUAAGAGGAACAACGAACUGGAAACUCUCAUGGCCAAGCUGAUCCAGACUUGCCAGCAAGUGGAGGUAAAUGCAUCACAGCAAGAGAGCAAGCUCCUUGAGGAAUGUGACCUCUUGAUAGAAAUCAUCCAGGAAAGACGACAAAUUAUUUCAGCGAAAAUCAAGGAGGGAAAGUCUGUUAGGCUUCGCAAACUGGCACAGCAGAUUGGAAACUGCAAACAGUGCAUUGAGCGUUCCUCUGCCCUCAUCACGCAAGCUGAGCAGACACUCAAGGAGACCGACCAUGCUCGUUUCUUGCAAACAGCCAAAAACAUCUCAGAGAGGGUGUCCAUGGCAACAGCAUCCUCUCAGGUCCUGAUUCCAGAAAUCAACCUGAAUGACACCUUUGACACAUUUGCAUUAGAUUUCAGCAGGGAAAAGAAGAUGCUGGAAAAUCUUGAUUACCUUACAGCACCAGACCCCCCUGGAAUCCGGGAGGAGCUGUGCACUGCCUCGUACGACACCAUCACCGUCCACUGGACGUCGGACGACGAGUUCAGCGUGGUUUCGUACGAGCUUCAGUACGCCAUCUACACUGGACAAGCCAAUGUUAUCAGUCUGUGUAAUUCAGCCGAUAGCUGGAUGAUCGUGCCCAACAUCAAACAGAAUCACUACACAGUGCACGGCCUGCAGAGUGGCACCAAAUAUAUAUUCAUCGUCAAGGCGAUCAACCAGGCCGGGAGCCGCAGCAGCGAGCCGGGUACGCUGAAGACCAACAGCCAACCGUUCAAGCUAGACCCGAAGACAGCCCACAGGAAGCUGAAGGUGUCACAUGAUAAUCUGACAGUGGAGCGUGAUGAGACUUCCUCCAAAAAGAGCCAUGCGCAGGACCGUUUCACCAGCCAGGGGAACUACGGUGUCACGGGCAACGUGUACAUUGACAGCGGCAGGCACUACUGGGAGGCACUGAUUGGAGGAAGCACAUGGUACGCGGUGGGCGUGGCCUACAAGUCGGCGCCAAAACACGAGUGGGUGGGGAAGAACUCGGCCUCGUGGGUGCUGAGCCGCUGCAACAACACCUGGGUGGUGCGGCACAACGGCAAGGAGGAGUCCAUCGAGCCCUCCCCCCACCUGCGGCGCGUGGGCGUGCUGCUGGACUACGACACCGGCUCCCUGGCCUUCUACGACGCCGUCGGCUCGCAGCUCCUCUACGCCUUCGACGUCUCCUUCGCCCAGCCCAUCUGCCCCGUCUUCAACGUGUGGAACAAGUGCUUGACCAUCCUGACGGGGCUGCCCAUCCCCGACCACCUGGAGGCCGCUGACCUGCAGGAUUAGAGGUCGUGCCUCAACGGCAAACGAAAAGGAAAGGGCCCGGGGAGACACAAAAUGGUCGUCUUUCGCUAGGUGUCUGAUAUGACUUUCAUCCGGUUUGCUGUAUGAAAAUAGGGGGAAAAGCCAUGGCUUUAAAAAUUGUAUAUUAUUCAAUGUGAAAUUAAUAGUGAUUAAUUAUUUAUGAAAACAUUGAUUUCAGAAUAUUGUAGUUGUUAUUUUUUUUUAAUUGUAAUGUUUUGCACGUGUUAUUGUUUACUAAUAUAUUUAUGCCUAGGCCAUUUUGUGAAGAUAAUGUGUAUAACAUUUUAAAAUGACCUAACUUUUAAAAUGGUUUUUCUAAUCUGAAAUGAUCAAAGCUGACUUAUUAUGUUUCAAUUUUUUUUUUCUCAACAAUUUUCAUCUACAAGUUAAUGUAAUAAUCACUGGGUCUUGGUGAAUCUGAAAGAUGUAGCGCAUGAUACUAUAGAAAACAGCCAUGUUAUUUCUAUAAGACUCCAUUGUUGUUUUUUUUUCUGUUCUAGGGUGAAAUAAAAUAACUCUUUGAUACAUUGUUUUUAAUCGCCAAAUCAUGCAGUAUUGUUAAAUAUUCACUGAAUUAAUUAGCCCCUUCUAGUCCGGUACCAUGCUCUGAAAAUCCCAAAAAAGUUACGGUAAAUGUACCCAGAACUUUUUUUUUUUUCCCUUGUCCAGUCCAUUGUCAGUUUGUCCAGCAGCAUUGUAGGAACCUUCAGACCUUAUUCAGCUAUUUUUUUUUUUUAGUUAGUUUUUGCUUGUUUGUUUGUUAAACUUAAAAAAUCAUGUUGAUUGUCAUCAAUGUCAUUUUCACCAGGAAGUUGGCAGUUUUCAAUGCUUAGCAUCAGAAUAUUAUUCUAAUUUUUUUUACAUUUCUUCUCGAAGAAAUGCCUCUACUGCUUUUUCACUAAAGAAAUUCAAAAUUGUUCUUAACAUAAUCACAGUGAAAUAGGACAGUAGCCAGAAUGCUCUCACACAUUCUAGACAUUUUUUUUUUUGUACUGCCCCAUCUGGAUUUGAACUUUAAAACUAUUUGGAUAAAUAGGAGAAACAAUUGGUUUGUUCUGUGUGUUGCAAUCAUGAGAAUAACCUCUUUCCAACAGGGAGUGGUGAUGUAGUUAAGUGGUAUUCUUUUUUAUGAUUCACCAUGAUUUUUUAAUUGUUAUGUAUAUAAAAAGGGAACAUGAGUUAUUUCCUUUUGUCAUUUAUCAUGUAUCAUGUGCGUAGUCUCUGCUAUCCUGCCUGUGCGUUUUAUCCUGAGGGAAAAAAUGGGUGUGAGACAGUGAAAUGGAACAUUUGUGUCCCUUGAACUGAUAAGGUUGCCUGUCUUGCUCGGUCUGCAUUUUAAAAGGUCACAGACAACCACGGAAGCAGAGGAUCUACACUACGAUGUUUUAACUGCUGGGUACUCUGGAGCACAAAGACAAUGAAUCACUAAUGGACCGAUCGAGGAUUUCUCCCCAAGACGUUGAUUGUGAAAUUGCAGUGUUUCGUUUCACUACACAUUGAUACUUGAUGUUACAUAGCUUUUGCACCUUAGUUGCUUAGCUUUGAUUUGUAAGUAAGGAAAUUGCAAUGAUUAGCAGUAUACGCUUUUGAGGUUGUGGAAUAAAAAAAAAAUUGCAGUGUUCUUUUCAUGGAAAGAACCCUC
Molecule: messenger RNA, 4383 nt
Organism: Anguilla anguilla (European eel)
Lineage: Eukaryota; Metazoa; Chordata; Actinopteri; Anguilliformes; Anguillidae
Product: E3 ubiquitin-protein ligase Midline-1-like
Exons: 10
Coding region: 714-2723 (669 amino acids)
Molecular function (GO): protein binding; zinc ion binding
Source: RefSeq, a predicted model, not a curated record